AUAUAUAACAGUGUCAUCGAGAGGAUUCAGUGAAUAGUUGCACAAAACACUUCGAACGAACAUGAUCGAGAUUACGUUGAUACUUUUGAGCAUUGGUGGUUUUCUUUGCGCCCCUGCAGAUCCCGAUCAUAAUCAAAGGUAUCUAGAUGAAGAAAAUGAAGCAGAGGUAAUCAUUGCAGCAGAACCACUUCGUGGGGUGGAUAACCUCCAGGAAAAAUCCAUUCCCAUUUUCAGAUUAAAGUAUCCAAGCUAUGUUGGUAAAAAUAAUCUCCAGGAAAGAUUGCAGAUACCUUUAAAUCUUCGUGGAACCGGAAAUCUUCAUGAGAAGGGGAUGCCAAGAUUCGUCUUGAAAACAUCUGUAUUGAAUGAGGAUUAUCCUUAUUCUUCCAGGUACCCGAAGAACGAUUAUGAAAAUCUUUAGAUUUAGGAUAAAAAUGUUAUCAAUUUUCUAAUAUUCUUUUUGAAUUAAAAUGAUCCUUAUCUUUUGAAAGAAUUUGCAAGAAUGUAAAAUACUUACUGGAUGCUAAGAAGAAAACUGAUGUAUAAAGCUAAUUUCUAAAAACUCCUAUAAUAAAAUAUAAUGUGUAACACCGGAUUAUUUUUGUUUAAAUCAAAUUUUUUAUACGAAAUUCUUUAGUUAUUGUUGAAAGACAAUUUAUGAUGAUAGUUAUAGUUCACACUUGAAAUAAAGGAAUUUCAACAAAAAGAAACAAGGGAUAUAUUUCGGUUUUAUUCCAUAUUAGACAAAGUUAUAAUAUUACUAUAUAUUGUUAAAAGAUUUGUAUUGAUUAGUAGUUUCAAUUAGUUUCAAUGAAGUAGAAAUUUAUCCUACAGAAUAUGAUAUUUGUUAGUUCCACGCUUCUUUCGCAGAUGCCGACACUACCUGGAUUCCGAGUAUCAUAAGGUAGAGUUCUAGGAAUUUAACAAUUUUACGUAUCCGUUGAGAAAAGUUUACUUAAUUUUCUAUAGAUGGCACUCUCAUUUAUUUUUAAGAAUUCGUUGUAUCUGAAAUUUUGUUAAUAAACUUUCACUCACACAAA
Messenger RNA from Belonocnema kinseyi, 1040 nucleotides. RefSeq lists its product as uncharacterized. The transcript has 2 exons. The coding region runs from base 62 to 421 and encodes 119 amino acids. Lineage: Eukaryota; Metazoa; Arthropoda; Insecta; Hymenoptera; Cynipidae. The record is from RefSeq and is a predicted model, not a curated record.